This is a messenger RNA of Geosmithia morbida, 1278 nucleotides long. RefSeq names its product chitinase. Lineage: Eukaryota; Fungi; Ascomycota; Sordariomycetes; Hypocreales; Bionectriaceae. Gene Ontology annotation, biological process: chitin catabolic process; carbohydrate metabolic process. Bases 1 to 1278 code for a protein of 425 amino acids. Gene Ontology annotation, cellular component: extracellular region. Gene Ontology annotation, molecular function: chitin binding; chitinase activity. The transcript has 4 exons. The record is from RefSeq and is a predicted model, not a curated record.
AUGCUGUCUCUGUUCGCCAAGUCGUUGUCCGUGCUCGCUUCGGCUCAGGCCGCCGCGGGUUUGGUAGUUCCACGGGCCGAGUAUCAGGCCAUCGACACGACUAAACGUGCCACUGGCUCUGUCAAUGCCGUCUACUUUGUCAACUGGGGUAUCUAUGGCCGCAACUACCAGCCUGCCGAUAUUCCCUCUGACAAGAUCUCGCAUCUUAUAUACUCCUUUAUGAAUCUUCGUGCAGACGGAACUGUAUAUUCCGGUGACACUUAUGCUGAUCUCGAGAAACACUAUGCCGAUGACUCCUGGGACGAGAGCGGAAAUAACGCAUAUGGCUGCGUUAAGCAGCUGUACAAGCUCAAGAAGGCGAACCGUAACCUAAAGGUUAUGCUCUCCAUUGGUGGUUGGACUUGGUCUACCAACUUCCCUGCUGCCGCCUCCACUGAUGCCACCCGUACAACUUUCGCCGAAAGUGCUGUUACCCUUAUGAAGGACUGGGGCUUCGACGGCAUUGACAUAGACUGGGAGUACCCUGCCGAUGAGACUGAGGCUGCCAACAUGGUCCUCCUCCUCAAGCGCAUCCGACAAGAGCUCGACUCGUACUCUGAGGAGAGCGCCGAUGGUUACCACUUUCAGCUCUCCAUUGCCACCUCUGCUGGUCCCCAGAACUACGGCAAGCUUGACAUGGCCGAUCUCGGUGACGUCCUUGACUACGUCAACCUCAUGGCCUAUGACUACGCUGGCUCCUUCAGCAACUACAGUGGACACCAGGCCAACCUCUAUGCUAGCGAGAGCAACCCCAAUGCCACCCCAUUCAACACUAAUGAUGCCGUCGACGCCUACCUUGCAGGUGGCAUUCCUUCCUCCAAGCUUGUCCUGGGGAUGCCCAUCUACGGUCGCGCCUUUACCGGAACUGCUGGUCCUGGAACAGCCUUCAGUGGAGUCGGUGAGGGCAGUUGGGAGAAUGGUAUCUGGGACUACAAAGCUCUGCCGCUCGAUGGCGAGACGGUCCAGUAUGACGAGAAUAUUGGCGCCAGCUGGACCUACAAUUCUGGCACCCAGACUCUCGUCUCCUAUGACACUCCAGAUAUGGUCCGCACUAAGGUCGCUUACGCUCAGAGCAAGAGCCUUGGUGGUAGUAUGUUCUGGGAGGCUUCUGCUGACAAGACUGGUGAGGACUCGCUCAUCAGCACCGCUCUCGACAGUAUGGGUGCCCUCGACAACACCCAAAACUGUCUCACGUACCCUGACUCUGCUUACGACAACAUCAAGAGCAACCUGGCGUAA